Molecule: messenger RNA, 879 nt
Organism: Canariomyces notabilis
Lineage: Eukaryota; Fungi; Ascomycota; Sordariomycetes; Sordariales; Chaetomiaceae
Exons: 1
Coding region: 115-639 (174 amino acids)
Source: RefSeq, a predicted model, not a curated record
GUCCUAGUGGUUGUGCUUGAAUGUACGGAGUAGGCCGUAGGGCUAGGUACUGGAUCAAUAUGGACCUGGUAACCACCUUGCGGAUAUUGCUGCCCGAGCCCGCAUCCGAUAGGUAUGUACAAGUGCAAUCGGUUCGUGCGUGGCCGUCAGCACGAUGGGAGAUGCAGUUCCGGAAACUUCCCCUCACUCUCCCACUCCUGGAUUCCGCAUCCUGUCGUCCACCAGGGCCGACUUGCCAGUUUCUCUGUAGCGGCAGAACAGGCUCGACGCCAGUGGCACACUAGUGGCUUGUCCUGGAGACGCGAUGCUCCCAUAUUUUUUGUUCUCUGUAGGGCCCGAGCUCUCGUCCAUGCACGUUAUCUGCGAUCGCCAGGGGCAAGGUUAAUUGGGGUGGAGUCUUUUUGGGGAUGCGAGCCAACGGCGAUGCUGCCUUUCGAGGCUGUCUCCACAGACCUCACCACUCCGGGAAUGGUCCAGUUGAGGUCCCCACGAUCCCCUUGCGUAUCCACUUUCCAUCGAGUCUCCAGUGCUUUCCGACCUUCUGCUCCUGCAAACACUUCCCUGAUGCUCCUCCUCUCUUCUCCGCGCUCCCUCCUAAGCCCUUGUCUCUCUCUUACAACCAACCCCACGAUCGCUUGACCCUUCGAAUUGCUGAAUGCUGGUGAACUGGACCGCGCAUAAUUCACACCGUCCGUCUGUCGCUCCUUAGGCCAUCGUCAGUCCAAUUCAUAUUUCGCAGCCUCUCCGCGUCCUCGGCGUUUGCAUCGAUCCCGGGCGAAUCAAGGCAAAGCAAGGCAAAGCAAUUGGUACUCUACCAACGACGUCAAUCCAAUCGCUCAAGUUUCUCGCGGAACGAUUCGGGACAGUCGAGCCACGACC